Molecule: messenger RNA, 396 nt
Organism: Balearica regulorum gibbericeps (East African grey crowned-crane)
Lineage: Eukaryota; Metazoa; Chordata; Aves; Gruiformes; Gruidae
Source: RefSeq, a predicted model, not a curated record
GCGGCGCUAAACCCGUUACUCUUUGUACCCCCUCAGCUGGUGGCGUUUGUAACCUUCCUCUGCUUCGUGGCCUCCCGCUCCCACGGGGCCUACACCGCGCUGGCCGUGGCGGAGAUGGUCAUCACGGCGCUGUUCUUCCUGCUGUACUUGCUAAAGCUCGAUAAAAAGAUGGGCUGGCUGUUCUGGCCGUUGGCUGAUGUUUUCAACUCAGUGAUUGCAGCAUUAUUCCUCCUUAUUGUGUGCCUGUUUGCGAUAAUAAUCAAGACCAACAAUGGGACACUGGCUGGAGGGGUGUUUGGUCUUGUAUUGCUUGUUCUCUGUAUUGUGGAUGCGGUUCUUCUUUUCCAGAAGAUUAGCCUUGAUGGACCAAGAGGAAGGAAUACUCCUGCAAAAUAA